This is a messenger RNA of Clarias gariepinus (North African catfish), 673 nucleotides long. RefSeq names its product translocase of inner mitochondrial membrane 9 homolog (gene timm9). The transcript is spliced from 4 exons. Bases 103 to 372 code for a protein of 89 amino acids. The record is from RefSeq and is a predicted model, not a curated record. Lineage: Eukaryota; Metazoa; Chordata; Actinopteri; Siluriformes; Clariidae.
GCUCAGUUAGCGUCACAUGUCCUUUAGAGGCCCCGCGGUGUAAGAGUGUGUCUGAGUGUGUGUGUGUGUUUCUCCGGCACAUUUAAGAACAAGCAUUAGACCAUGGCUGCUCAGGUCACAGAAUCGGAUCAAAUUAAACAGUUUAAGGAAUUUCUUGGCACCUACAACAAACUGACCGAGAACUGCUUCAUGGACUGUGUGAAAGACUUCACUACCAGAGAGGUCAAAGCAGAGGAGACCUCAUGCUCUGAGAGCUGUCUACAGAAGUAUCUGAAAAUGACGCAGCGGAUCUCGAUGCGCUUCCAGGAAUAUCACAUCCAGCAGAACGAGGCUUUAGCAGCCAAAGCUGGCUUAUUAGGCCAACCACGAUAGCCGACUACUGUGUGUUUUACAGACUCGUAUCCUUAGGCUGUAACUCUCACCCUGCCUGUGUCAUACUGGACUGAUGAAGCAGAUGACAGCGUGUCAGAAGAUGAUGCGCACCUAAUGAGUUCAGAUCCUUAGCCGUGGUGGGAGGUUUUUUAUCUGUUGUUGUGAUUGUAAAAACUUGCCAACACUUAUUCUAACGUAAUGUGAAGAUGGUGUGUUUUGUUUGGUUGGUUGUUUAAGUAGUCUUGGCCUUUUAAGGGAAUUAUUGCGCAUGUAUGUAAUAAAUAAACUAAGUAAACCAUUU